AUGGGUAUGAAUCAAGCCAUAGCCAAAGAAUGCAUAACAACAAAUUCCGUUGUUUCUUUUGAACCAAUUACUUCAUUGAAACCAAACGAACUAUGGAAGGUUGGAAAAGAUAAAAAAUCGCAGCCACAAGGUAAAUCAAAUAAAGCAAAGCGAAUGAGGCCGAAUACUGAUGAUGAGGAAGAGUCGGAAUCUUUCCAGUCGCAAAGCAUGGAUAUGUGA
Messenger RNA from Racocetra fulgida, 219 nucleotides. NCBI's taxonomy places the organism in Eukaryota, Fungi, Glomeromycota, Glomeromycetes, Diversisporales, Gigasporaceae. The record is from the annotation of a GenBank genome assembly.